CUGUCCUUCACCACCAUAUGACACUGAAUCUCAGAUUGACAAUCCUGGAUGAUAUGCUGGAUUAAUAGAUGAUCCUUGAAUCCUUAAUUCUUAUCUGUUCUUUUCACAUACAGGUCCAGAGGAGAAGGCCAUGGUCAAGGUUGAAGACACUGAGGAGGAGGCGUCAGAGUCUUCUCCUGAUCAUGUGCUUUCUCCAGUGUCUGGUUCAGGCUCUGUCACCAGCUCUCUUACUGAAGGGAGUUCCUCUGUUGUGGACGACGAGCCUCCACUCAGCAUCCAACCAGUGCUGUCGCUGCCUUGGGUCGGUGAGGUGGUCCCCAUAGAGGACAUGAAGCCACCAGCUCCCACGAAAGGUUUUCCAGUUUGGAAAGACCUAGGGGACACGGUGGACCUUCAUGUCGCUCAUGAGGAGACCACACCACCAUCCUCCACUCAGGCAGCCGACACACAUCAGGGCGAUGCUCUCAGCUCUGUGAUGUCUGAAUUGACACCAGCUGAUCGAGCCGCCGCUCCCCCAUCUCCUGCGUUAUCAACAGCAGAGGAAGCCUGUCCAGAGGAGAAGGCCAUGGUCGAGGUUGAAGACACUGAGGAGGAGGCGUCAGAGUCUUCUCCUGAUCAUGUGCUUUCUCCAGUGUCUGGUUCAGGCUCUGUCACCAGCUCUCUUACUGAAGGGAGUUCCUCUGUUGUUGCCGACUGGAGUGAGGUUGAGCCCCUUAGCAUGGCACCAGUGCUGUCGCUGCCUUGGGUCGGUGAGGUGGUCCCCAGAGACGACAUGAAGCCACCAGCUCCCACGAAAGGUUUUCCAGUUUGGAAAGACCUAGGGGACACGGUGGACCUUCAUGUCGCUCAUGAGGAGACCACACCACCAUCGACACAGGCAGCCGACACACAUCAGGGCGAUGCUCUCAGCUCUGUGAUGUCUGAAUUGACACCAGCUGAUCGAGCCGCCGCUCCCCCAUCUCCUGCGUUAUCAACAGCAGAGGAAGCCUGUCCAGAGGAGAAGGCCAUGGUCAAGGUUGAAGACACUGAGGAGGAGGCGUCUUCAUCUGAUCAUGUGCUUUCUCCAGUGUCUGGUUCAGGCUCUGUCACCAGCUCUCUUACUGAAGGGAGUUCCUCUGUUGUUGAUGACUGGAGUGGGGUUGAGCCCCUCAGCAUGGAACCAGUGCUGUCUCUGCCGUGGAUCGGUGAGGUGGUCCCCAGAGAUGAAAUGAAGCCACCGGCCACCGUGAAAGAAGGUUUUCCAGAAUGGAAAGACCUCUGGUACACGGUGGACUUCAGUGCAUCUCGUAAGGAGACCACCACACCACCAUCCACAAGUGCAGGCGGCACACAUCAGGAGAACAUCAAGGACCACGAGACUAAAGAUCUCAAGGCGAGGGCGGAGAUUUUAGUCUUUGAUUUGGUCCGUUUCUCCGGAUGUGGUUAUGUUUCUGCAGAAUUCCGAUUCAAGGUAGGGCGAACAUUGGUGGACUUUGCCCUGACCUCUGAGGAGGCAUGUAGUCUCGUGAGGAAGACUUUGGACCGGGAGAUGCUCCGUCUUCGUAAAGAAGAGAGUUCGCCCCAGAAAUUGAUUCACCUUUACAGGUUCAUAAAGAGGUAUCCCAUGAUAUUUGUUGGCAUGAAGUGCCAACUUUCUUCAUGGGUCCUCGAGGAUCUUUAUGAUUCAGACCUCUCUUCAGAGGAUGAAUCUGAUGAGGUUGUACCUGCUGCUGCCCCUGCUCCUGCUGACCCUCCAGCAGUGAUCCUUCCCUCUCCUCCUCCUGCACCUGCUCCUGCUGACCCUCCAGCAGUGCUCCUUCCCUCGCCACCUCCUGCUCCUGCUGACCCUCCAGCAGUGAUCCUUCCCUCGCCACCUCCUGCUCCUGCUGACCCUCCAGCAGUGAUCCUUCCCUCGCCACCUCCUGCUCCUGCUGACCCUCCAGCAGGGGUUCCACCCUCCCCUAGUGUGUCUCAACCUUCACCUCCAGAUGGAUCGACUGCUCCGGUUGAGACGCCUCAGCCCCAGACGCCUCCAUCCUCUCAGCAAACCAGUGCAGACAAGGUGGAGGAUAAGAAGGUGGAGACUAGUUUACCAUCUCCACCUUCACCUCCUGAUGGGUCAACCGCUCCGGUUGCACCUCCUCAGCCCCAAACGCCUCCAUCCUCUCGGCAAACUAGUGCAGAUGAGGUGGAGGAUAUGGAGGUGGAGACUAGUUUACCAGCUCCACCUUCACCUCCGGAUGGGUCAACCGCUCCGGUUGCACCUCCUCAGCCCCAAACGCCUCCUCAGCCCCAAACGCCUCCAUCCUCUCAGCAAAAUAAAGCUGAUGAGGUGGAGGACAUGGAGGUGGAGGCUAGAUUUCCAGCUCCACCUUCACCUCCUGAUGGGUCAACCGUUCAGGUUGCGUCUCCGCAGACGCCUCCUCAGCCCCAAACGCCUCCUCAGCCACAGCCGUCUUCGUCCUCUCAGCAAAAUAAAGCAGAUGAGGUGGAGGACAUGGAGGUGGAGGCUAGUUUACCAGCUCUACCUUCACCUCCAGAUGGCUCAACCGUUCAGGUUGCGUCUCCGCAGACGCCUCCUCAGCCCCAAACGCCUCCUCAGCCACAGCCGUCUUUGUCCUCUCAGCAAACUAGUGCAGACAAGGUGGAGGACAUGGAGGUGGAGACUAGUUUACCAUCUCUACCUCCAUCUCCAGAUGGGUCAACCGCUCCGGUUGCAUCUCCUCAGCCACAGACGCCUCCUCAGCCCCAAAUGCCUCCAUCCUCUCAGCAAACUAGUGCAGAUGAGGUGGAGGAUAUGGAGGUGGAGACUAGUUUACCAUCUCCACCUCCACCUCCAGAUGGGUCAACCGCUCUGGUUGCACCUCCUCAGCCCCAAACGCCUCCUCAGCCCCAGCCGUCUUCGUCCUAUCAGCAAAGUAAUGAGAUGGAGCUGACAUCAAUAAUGGCCAGACUCUGUCUCACAGAAACUGAUAUUAAAGCUCAACCUUCACCUCCGGAUGGGUCAACCGCUCCGGUUGCGUCUCCGCAGACGCCUCCUCAGCCCCAAACGCCUCCUCAGCCCCAAACGCCUCCUCAGCCCCAAACGCCACCUCAGCCCCAAACGCCUCCUCAGCCCCAGACGCCUCCUCAGCCCCAGACGCCUCCUCAGCCCCAAACGCCUCCUCAGCCCCAGACGCCUCCUCAGCCCCAAACGCCUCCUCAGCCCCAGACGCCUCCUCAGCCCCAAACGCCUCCUCAGCCCCAAAUGCCUCCAUCCUCUCAGCAAACUAGUGCAGAUGAGGUGGAGGAUAUGGAGGUGGAGACUAGUUUACCAUCUCCACCUCCACCUCCAGAUGGGUCAACCGCUCUGGUUGUACCUCCUCAGCCCCAAACGCCUCCUCAGCCUCCUCAGCCCCAAACGCCUCCUCAGCCCCAAACGCCUCCUCAGCCCCAAACGCCUCCUCAGCCCCAAACGCCUCCUCAGCCCCAAACGCCUCCUCAGCCCCAGACGUCUUCAUCCUCUCAGCAAAGUAAUGAGAUGGAGCUGACGUCAAUUAUGGCCAGACUCUGGCUCACAGAAACUGAUAUUAAAGCUCAACAUUCAUCUCCUCACGGGCUGUUGGCGGAGGUCACGCCACCUCAGGCCAUACUUUCACCUCCUCACAGACAAGCGUCUCCUCCCGCCUCACCUCCACAGUGUCGCGCUCCUAAGCGUCCGCCUCUUCCGUCACAGGAUGAGAUGAAGCCGACGCCUCCGGCCCAGACACCAUCGUCUGCUCAGCAAAAUAAAGCAGACACUGCCGUGGCCGACUGUUCUUCAGUUUCUCAACCUUCAACUAAUAACAGUCGGCCAAUCCGGCAAGUGUCUCCUCCCGCCUCUCCUCGUAAGCGUCCGGCUCCUAAGCGUCCGGCGUCUUUACAGGAUGAUCCGGAUGAGAUGGAGCCGACGCCAAAGAGGCCCAGGCUGUGCAAUACCGAUAUUAAAGCUCAACAUUCAUCUCCUCACGGGCUGUUGACUGAUGUCACGCCACCUCAGGCCCAACUUUCACCUCCUCACAGACAAGCGCCUCCUCCCGCCUCACCUCCUCAGCGUCGUGCUGUCAAGCGUCCGGCGUCUUCACAGGAUGAUCCGGAUGAGAUGGAGCCGACGCCGAAGAGGGAGAGGCUAAAUGGGCUGUCGACUGAGGUCACGCCUCCUCCGGCCCAGACGCCAUCAUCCUCUCAGCAAAAUAAAGCAGACGCUGGGGAGGUCGAGUGCUCUUCUGUGUCUCAACUUUCACCUCCUCAGAGACAUAUGCCUCCUCCCGCCUCUUGUCGCCGUCUUUGGCGUCCGGCUCCGUCUUCACAGGAUGAGAUGGAGCCGACGCCAAAGAGGGCCAAACUUAACAGGCUGUCGGCUGGUGUCACGCCUCCUCCGGCCCAGACGCCAUCAUCCGCUCAGCAAAAUAAAGCAGACACUGCCGUGGCCGACUGUUCUUCAGUUUCUCAACCUUCAACUAAUAACAGUCGGCCAAUCCGGCAAGUGUCUCCUCCCGCCUCUCUUCCUAAACGUCGUGCUCUUAAGCGUCCCGCUCCAUCCACUUCACAGGAAGCAUCUGAAGGCAUGGUAUCAGACGCCAAGAGACCCAGACUUGAUGGGUUACUUUAAAAAAAAGAAGAAGAAGAAGAGACCCAACUUCACCUCCUCAAUCCCCACCCCUAUGAGCAGAAAAUAAAUAAAAAUAUUUUGAUAUUAAACAGAGUAGAGUAGUGGAAAAAAACAAAAAAGAGAAAUAUUGUUUGUGACGCAUUCAUUAUGUUCAUUUAUUGUGUCAAACUUAAAUGUAAUGCGAUUAUCAGCCGCAUCAAAUGAAAAGAGGAAAAAUCAUGAUCAGGUUUUACCAACAUUUCCAUCAUCCACUAGAAAGCACUUACAGCCAAACUUACUGUAAACCUAAUAAGACAAAGAACCAAGUUAGGUUGAAAUCACUGAGAGAGAAAGUUAACUUAGUCUAAAGUUUCUCUGUUCUCCUUUAACUCCUUUAGUAACACUAAACAGACAGAUCACAGAUGAGUUCAAACAGUUAACUAACUUAAAAUCAAUUCAAGGUCUUUACAUCUUCUAACAAUCUGAUUACGAGGUUAAAAGAUCAAAAAGGUUUUCAAACGUCUCUCUACAGCUUAUGACGUAUAAUAUAUGAGAGAUUUCUGACUGCAGCAAUAACUUAUAAAACAAAUUUUUAUUAUCAUAAGAAAACAUUGAAGUUUAUUGGUUAUGACGUGGACGACUAAUGAAAACAUAAAUCAUUUCUGAAGAGUUUGUUUUGAAUAAAUACAGUAAAUCAUCUUUUAUUUAAUAUCUAAAGGUGAAAACAUCUGAAGAGAGAUCUGUAUACGAGCUGUUAACUGUUAAUGUUUGUAUAUAGCACAUGAUUCACAUUGUUUUCUUUAUCACACUGCAUUCAGGGAUCUUGAUGGCCACAUAAAGGAGGUGACCUAUAAAGCAGCACAACAUUUUAUUCAUCUGUUUCAGAGGUAAGUUAUUUUAUUACAAAUGUUACUUUAUAAAGUCACUGUUUUAAUAUUAUAAGCCAUUUAAAAUGAUAAACAUCCAGUGAUGCUCUGAAUGAACUGAGAUUUAUUGAACACACAGUGUUUCUGUUCAUCUCAUGUUAUUCUUGAGUACCUAUAGAGUAGUAUUGAUUUCUUCAUCUCUGAAGAGUCUUUAGUUUGAUCAGAUUUAUUAAAGGCAGAUCAGCUGUACCCAUGGAGGUGUACCGCGGGAGGAGCGAGUCAAGAGCAAGUAACACACACAAAACAGUAUCUCUGGAUAACUUAUGAUUCACUAUAUGUUCAUAUUGAUGAUUGCCAACAAGACACAGACAUUUGAUGCAGUUGGGCCCCUUUUUAACAAAAUACAGCUUUAAACAAACACACACGCACAGCUCCGCUGCUACUCUGUUUCAGGGUUCAUUUUAGGUAGUAACACUUAGCUUCAGAGGACGUCUGCACAUGCGUGCACUUAUGAUGAGUGUUCAGCAGCACAUAUUUUGUGCUAUAUUAUAAUGUUAAAGCAGUUUUUGUUACAUUUACAGUUGCAAAUAUAAAUUGCUGUCUAUCUCUGUUCUUUUUA
Misgurnus anguillicaudatus (oriental weatherfish) is the source of this 6073-nucleotide messenger RNA. Lineage: Eukaryota; Metazoa; Chordata; Actinopteri; Cypriniformes; Cobitidae. The record is from RefSeq and is a predicted model, not a curated record.